This is a messenger RNA of Anarrhichthys ocellatus (wolf-eel), 6674 nucleotides long. RefSeq names its product sperm associated antigen 17 (gene spag17). The record is from RefSeq and is a predicted model, not a curated record. The transcript has 49 exons. NCBI's taxonomy places the organism in Eukaryota, Metazoa, Chordata, Actinopteri, Perciformes, Anarhichadidae. Gene Ontology annotation, cellular component: axonemal central apparatus. Gene Ontology annotation, biological process: axonemal central apparatus assembly; epithelial cilium movement involved in extracellular fluid movement. The coding region runs from base 99 to 6488 and encodes 2129 amino acids.
UUUAACUUCCUUCAUUUGGUGUUUGCUCGGAUAACUUUAAGAGUAUUUUCGCUGUUCUGUGUGUUCUUUUUGAUGUAGGCUGUCGUCACUGAGUGUCAAUGCCACCAAAAGCAGCUAGAAGGGGCUCAGCCAAGAAGCCCACUGUUUUCAACAAGAACUGGGAGGCUGGUCUCACCAGAGCUCAGUUUGAGGAGGAGUCAUGGCAGGCCUGUGUGUCUUUGGUGGUUGGGGGACGUCCAGAGGAUGAGGAACUGACCCAGGGUCUGUCUUUGGCUGUACACAAACCAACACGCAAACUCUUCAACCUUUUGACCUAUGACAGCACCCUUACAAAGAUCAAUGAACUGGGGAAUCCCAAAGCAAAAAGACCCGAUGACAUCCCCACGUUCUAUGAGGUUACAGAGUCUGCUAAGGUGCUGCUGGAUGCAGGAGAGGAAAUUGCUUGUGACUUGAUGGCAAAAAUACUGAAGUUCCAGCUGCUACACAUCAAAGCCAAUGAUCAGCAGAGGAGGAGAGCCGAGCAGGCUGAGGAGGAGAAGUCAAAGAGCGGUCGUCAAUCUGCCAGCAAUAACAAAGGAGGGGCCAAGGUCUCUGACAAAAAGGGAAAGACUCUGCAUUCACCUGUGCCACCUUCUAAGGAGAAGACCAAGCUCAAACGCAGGGAUGAUUUUGACCCACCGAAGUGCAUUGAUGACGAACCACAGGAUGGUCCUCAACACUACAUCUUGCUGCUGGGCUUCUACCAGCCCCAGCUGAUCGGGGCGCUUGAUGCCAUCGGUGUACAUGUAGCCAAUGUCAUUAAACUGUGUUCUGAGCACACGCAAACGUCUGACGGACAGCAGCAGGAACAACACCCCUGUGAGGCCGAUGGGCAGAGUCGGAGGACCUCUCUGUCUCUGGAUGCAGAAGCAGAGGUUCAUGGCAGUGUAGAGCAGGCUGAGCAGGCCAUGAAGUUGGAUCUAUUCUGGUCAGGUCUGAGAGCAAUUUUGGACAGCGGGCCACCAAACUCCAAGCUCCAUGAUGCAGUUCAGCUCAGCUACAUCGUCCCAGAUCUUGGGCCUCCCCUCCACACACAGGAGGCUGAGCUGGAGAUGGGGAGCCGAAUCUUUGAGGGCGUUGCCAAGCUCAUCUAUGACUGUCUGGACUGGCGCAGGCAACAUCAGCACUACCUGAACAACAUAAAUCUCAUCAGUAUACCUACUGUUGUUGGGUUGGAUCCACAGUCUGCAGAGGUUGUGCCGACCCUUCCGCUCCUGACUCCACGCUCCAAAAUGAAACCAGUGUGGGAACAAAGGCCAACAGACCAAGAGGCCCAGCAGCCUCCUCUCUCUACAGAUGUGGACAUGCGUUACUAUUGCAGCCUCCUGGACCUGGUUCCCCCCGAAGCCUGCUCUGUGCCUCUGAUCAUGCACUGUAUGCUGGAACAGGUGGUGAUUUCAACAGAGCCGUCUGUGUCCACCCUGUCCUGCGUGGCUGAGGCCAAACCUCACAACGACCUCGGGUUAGACUAUCAGCUGGUCAGCUUCAUGCUCCAAAGCUUCCUGCCUCUCGUACACACAAACGCGGAGAGAAGCCACAUGUUAAAUAGUCUGCUGACAACAACACAGAAUGAAGAACACAAGAAGAAGCUAGAGGAGAAGUUUGGAGUAGAGGAGACGCAGAUGAAGUCUGAGCACCCUCUGGUCAUCAGACACCAUGAUGAGAUGGCAAUGCGCUUAAGGGAUAUCAAUGCGGUCCAGGGUUUUGAUCCAGCAGAGGUGGAGCUGUCCAUGAUGAGGGGGUCUCCAGUGUGGGAGCUGAUCCAGUCUGUAGCUCGGCCGAGAGACAGCAACUCCUGCUGGAUGGCAAUCAAACAGCAGCUGCAACACUACUGCACCGAUGAUAUUGUGUCAUGGCUGGAGGUGGAGCGUUUGAUUCAUCAGAGUGUGUUUGAGAGUAUGCCCCUGACCAGGCUGGACCCAAACGGUGUACUGCAGAAUGCUCCUGGACCACUGGGACCACUGUACCCAGCACAGCAACAGACACCCACAAUAAUCCCCUGGGACAACCCACUGUUCUACGCUAAACAGCAGCGUGAGAACCUACAGACUAAAGGGCCGAUGUUUCUCACUGAAGAUCUCACAGAGCAGAUCAGAGGGAGGGCGUGUUGCCAGCUGGACUUGCAUGACAUUCAGAGCAGUCGGCUGAGAUCUCUGUUUGACUGGCACUACACUGAACACCACAGUGCCUCCAUCUUCCCACAGGUACUCCAGUUAGCCUCAGAAGAAUACCGCUGCUUGGACACUUUCAGAGGAAGUCAUAACAACAUCCUGUACAUCUUUUGUCACAAUCCAAUGAGCCCUUAUCGCCAGUGCAAGGAGUUCUGGGAUGUAGCCCGGCUUCACACGGAUGUCAAGUUCAGGAAUUAUUUGGAGCACGUGGCAGAUACCAUUUCAGAUUGGACUAAAGAGGAAGAAUUAAAGAGAGAGGCAAUGCAACUCAGAGAUCUCAGCCCUGCUGAGGCUCUAAAAGAAGAAAAGGCGACGGAUUCUGCAGAGGAGGACAUUCUGGAGCCAGUCAUCAAAAAAGGCUCUCUUAAAGCCUGGAAGUUGGAGCAAGAGCACCUAAAGGAGGAGAUUGCCAAGAAAUCAAAGAAGGAGAAUAGACCGAAAAGCAAGCAACAAAGGGGGAAGUCUACUUUGUCUUGUGGCAAGAAGAGCAGAACAGAGACGGCCGCAAGCUCAGCACUCCCUGUGGAGGAAAACAAAGACCUGCAUCCGACAGAGGAGCCCUUCGAUGGUUUCACAGGCUACAGCAUGGAUGGAAGGUUGAUCCAUGUGUCAGGUCGUUGCCAGUACCUUUUCCCUUCAGACGGAGGACACAUCACUGUGGAGAAUGUCAGCUAUGUUGAAGGUUCCAGCCUAGUGAAAGUGGCGGUGAAGAAGGAUGGCCACCAUUUCUACACCCACAUCAAUCACGUUGUUGUUGAUCCGGCAAAUCCUCUCCCUCAGCCCCAAGAUAAUGAAACCAAUGUGUCGGAGCCUGUGGAGAUGAAAAGAGUGAAGCAGGGCUCCCUCUCAGCAGUUUUGGACAAUGGAAUCCACCUUUCAUACAGUUUCUAUGGUCCCGCGGGAGAAUACAGAGUGGGUCCCCAGGAAACGGCGCUAUUGGCCCCAGAGGCCCCAGCCAGCCUCACCAGACCUCCAGAGUCCCAGGUUCCACAUACGGACAUGGAUGCACAAAAGAAUGCAGCGGGGGAAACGAAUACUCAAGCAAAGGAUUGUGUGCAGUCUAAGGUGUGUGAAGGCCAGCCAGCAUUGAUAUCAAGUCCAUUCAACAGUCUCAACCUGUCUGUUCCUAAUGGCCUGCUGCUGCAAUUUCUAAGAGAAGAUGCACAAGGAGUGUCCUCAGAAGAGCAGGGUAUGUUGGUGAAACAGGGCUUUCCUCUUCAUGGUAGGGGAGCUGUAGGGCAGCUUCAGGACCCUUCGCUCUCCAAGGAACUGUCCCGCAUUGUCACAUGCCAGGGAGCUGUGAUCCGACACAUGAGAGACGGGUCCACAGAGGUUCUGUUUGCAGAUGGCUCGGUCAGUUUCAGCCAGGAUUCUGGUCCGGUGUGGGUUCCUGACUCUGAGGUUGAGGAGGAAAACACCUCUCAAGAAACUGAGGACAACAGCAAAGAGCAGAGCUUAGAGAAGGAGCCUGAUAAUCAGAGCGGGUGUUGGUUAACUACGACUCCAUCUGGAGCUCGCAUCCACACCGUGGGGACCACACACAAACACAUACCCACCACGCCUCUUCUCGUCUUCAAGACUACAGACCCCAUCACCCAUGAGGUGAUGCUGAGCCGAGAGGAUCUGGUGGUUUCUGUCCAGAACACAGACGGAUCUCUGAGUGUAGAACAUGCAGACGGAACCAGGAUCACCAGUCUCUGCAAAGACAGACCACCAAGCACACCGCAACAUAUACUGCUUCACACAGGGGAGCAGCCUGAGAGUGUGACCCUUAAAUCAACUUCUGAAUGUGCGUGCGGCUGCACUGAGUGUGUGUGUGUCACGCGCUGUGCGGACAGCAAGAACGAGGCCGUGCACUUCCGGCAUACUUGUGACAGUGGAGAGGAGAUUAGCGGGGACAGCGCAGGGAAAGCGCGUGACAACGAGGGUGCUGGACACGCUCGUGCAGAGUUCCGUGAGUGUGAGCAUGUGUGCGAUGAAAGAGAAAGCGGUGAGAAUGGUGAGGAGAGCGUGUUUGCAGGAGAAACUGUGGCUGAGAAUGCUGAGAGGAGUCCAUGUGCAAGCACAUCUACCAAGGAGCGAGUGGUGUUGGUGGAGAGCGACGGCUUCCCCACAGUGGUGAUGUACCCAGAGCGACACACGGCUCACGUCCUUUUAGCUGAUGGAACUGUCGUCAGUGGGAACAACCAAGGAGCCUAUCAGGUGUUUCCAUCCAGUGCGGGGCUCCUACAUAUCGAAAGUGAUGGCAAGUGUGUGUACUCGUCUGACCCACUUGUAACCCCAAGUCCAAAAGGUUGCACUCCCACAAACCGACCAGGAAGCUACACCAUGAGUCAUGCAGACAUAGUGGCCUGUGACGUUACAGACCCCGAUGGCAACCACUUCCAGGUGAUGGAAGAUGGACAGUUAUCUGUGUUGAACUGUAGCCCUGCUCCGAGCACUCUUAAACAGGAUGAGGAGCAGCCAGAGGAGGAGGACAGAGAAAUGGUCAAGAUUAAUGUAAAACACAGAGAACAUUCUCCCAGGCUGUUUGUGGUGCAUGAGGAUGGCUCAGGUACUGAACUACUGAGCUCUCAAACUGUAGAGGAACUGCUUUACCAGGCCUAUUCUGACCCAACCAUAGCCCUGCUGAAGGAACCACUGCCAGACGCACAAGAUGAGUUUGGCAUCACCAUGUUGAAGCCCAGCCACCAGAGCGUGUGGUCCCAGUGGCUGCUAGGGAAACAGAACCCUGACAUUACCCCGCCCAACCUCAGAAACCGCAGCUGGCAUGACUUCCCUAGAAUAGAGAAGAAGAGCCCAGGUCCUCCGUUUGGUGCUGACAUGGGACGAGGUUUGACUCUGAGAGAUGGGUCCGCUGGUUCUGCAGCACAGCGGCAACCUCUCAGAAGCUGCCCUAAAGUCCUGGAGGUGAGGGAACUGUACCAGCACCGACCAUUCACCGCUCCACUCAAAAAUACUGUCGACACACGACUGAAGGAAUACAUUGAGAGUUUGAUGGUGAGGGAGCAGCGAUCAGAGGAGAUGGAAUUCAAAGACCCUCGCACUGAGGAGGAGACUGUUCAUGCCAGUGAUCUGCUCAAUCUGGUCCUGUCUUUUGCUGAAGAAGAGGAUGCAGGUCACAUCUUUGACUGGAGGACUUCAGUGGACUUAGCCAAUCUGUACAGCCAAGGAGUUGGAGACCCAAUUGAGCAGUCGGAUGUUUCAGAAGACACAGCCAGAGCAGCGAGUGACAGUUGUACUAAUGGAAAGGAGUCAAAGUGGACUGAAAGGCUGACACAGCACAGACAGGAGAAAUGUGAAGAGCAGGCUAAUAGAGAGGCUCUGAGGAAGAAGUCCGUUGUCCCUUUUUUCCACCCAGAAAAUGUUCCAUUAUACCAGACUCUGCGAGAGCACCAAAUGCCAGACAUGAGGAGUUUAUCCAUGGAUCUCCCUCCGUUCCCCAAGUCAGGCAGCACUGAGGCUUUCCUGAAAGAUGCUCCACAAGAGAAAACCCCACGACCCUUAAACCCAACACCCUCUCAAUCGGCAAGCCAUGCAGGAAGAAGUGACCGGAUGCUUGAAAAAAGGCCGACCAACCCCACGCCUCAGACUGCCGGUGAAAGCAGUCUGAGGGGUUCAACUGGGCAAUGUAAGUCAGUGCAGGUGGAUGUGACUGGAAAGCCCAGGAGGACUAAAGUCCGACUACCAACCUCGAUCCUCGGCUCUAAACCUUGCAGCGUACCAAAUCAGCAGUUCCUGGCAGUGGAAGAGCCGGUGAGGAGGAAGUGUCGAACUAUUUCUCUGACUGAUCCCAGUGUCAUAGCGAGGGGAUUCCAGCUGCUCCCGUCCCGUGUUGACUUUGGCACACUGCAGGAGGGCACCUCCUCUGCCAUUUCUGUGGUGAUGAAGAAUGUGGGUGUCGACACCUGCAGGUUCCUCGUGAAACAGCCUCCUCCUGCUACAGGCCUCCGGGUCAUCUACAACCCUGGGCCUGUGCCUGCAGGCUUGCAUGUUGACCUGCAGGUUCAGCUGUUUGCCAUGUGUACGGUCCAAGCAGGAGAGGCGGAGCCAAAGACAAAUGUCUCCCAGGACAUCAUCAUCCGCACCGAGACAGACAUCCUCUACCUGCCUGUCACUGCUACCGUCCUUCCUGAGAGGUUAUACGACAUUUGGCUUCAGGACCACAUCGGUACACACAACAAGAAAGGCUCCAGGGUCCGUCAACUUUCUCCUCUCAGCCCACCAGUUGGACGGGGGGGGCCGCAUAUCCCCACGGACGACCCGUUACCCUUCUGACCAGUCCUUCAGCAGGCGAGGGACAUCUUAACUGCACCACUCCUCUGUGAGCGACAGGGUACACAUCCCAUCAGAUUUCCCAUAAUUCAAACAGUCAUCCCAUCAUCAUUGACUGCACUCAACUCUGCACAAAAAUGAAUAAAUUAAUUUAAAAAAAAUGUUUAAUGGAUAUCUCUCUGUUCCAAA